Zea mays is the source of this 271-nucleotide messenger RNA. RefSeq names its product long chain acyl-CoA synthetase 8-like. The transcript has 3 exons. Bases 23 to 271 code for a protein of 82 amino acids. NCBI's taxonomy places the organism in Eukaryota, Viridiplantae, Streptophyta, Magnoliopsida, Poales, Poaceae. The record is from RefSeq and is a predicted model, not a curated record.
UGAACUAGCAGGAGAGACUGUCAUGCUAGCUUCUGGUACUGCCAUUGGAUAUGGUUCAACAUUGACUAUGACUGAUACAUCGAACAAGAUUAAGAAGGGGACAAAAGGAGAUGUUUCUGUACUGAAUCCUACUCUUAUAAUUUCAGUUCCUACAAUUUUGGAUCGUAUCAGAGAUGCAGUGUUUAAGAAAGUUGGUGAGAAGGGUGGCCUCACAAAAAAGCUGUUUGAUUUUGCAUAUAAGCGGAAUCUUGCAUCAAUUGAGGGGAAUUGA